AAGAAUAAUCCUAAUAGAAAUGUUUAUAUUACCACUUUAGACAAUAGCCAUAAUCAUGACUUGUUCCUUUAUAGAACAAAAUUUUUUAAUGAUAGUGAACUUACCCAAGAAAUGUAUGAUAGAAGAGCUUUACGAAAAGAAUUUCCUGACCACGAAGUUUACCUUUCUAAAAUUCAUAAAGCAAUAGCAAAAUAUUAUAGUGGGAAACGAAAGGAUAUGUUAAAUGAUGCUGCAUCAUUGUAUGAAGAAUUA
Molecule: messenger RNA, 252 nt
Organism: Racocetra persica
Lineage: Eukaryota; Fungi; Glomeromycota; Glomeromycetes; Diversisporales; Gigasporaceae
Source: the annotation of a GenBank genome assembly